UUCCCCUUUUUUACUUCACUACCAGCGAAGCUGCAACGGAGGAAGCGAGGAGCAAUAAAAUAAGCCUGGAAUUAAUAUAGCACAUUAAAAAAAAAGGAGAAAAGGAAAGAAGAGUCCUCCGUCUGUCAUCCCAUGUUCCUGUAGUGUAUUCCCUCACAGAGUGCUGGAGAGAUCAUGGAAACUGAAUGAUGAGGUACGAGUGUUUGUGUCUCGGGCCGACUGUAUGUCUCUGACAGUGACUGCGGGGCGCUGCUCGAGCGAGUUCAAACACAGCGUUUCGGGGCGCGCUUCGUGCCAAUUUACUCGUCUCGCUCGCUCUCGCCAGACAACGGUCACUUCAACGGUCUUUUUUCGGCUCGACAACUGGAAUAACAUCCUCCUCUAGUCGUUUAUUCGUGAGAGGAGGCCUCUGUAAGCUCCCCUUCCACGCAGAGAUUGCAGCUAAAGCUCAGCUCUGAUUUACUGGUUUAGUUAGCACUCCGGCUAAGUUGAUCUUAUGCUGGUGUGUUAUUAUCAGACUGGCGAAACUCACGGAUACAGAGGACUAUUUGGACUUGAGAGCGCUGAGGAGUUUUUGGCUGGACAGUAGCUGACAGACUGAACCAUGGCUCAGUUUCCCUCGCCCUUCGGAGGGGGGUCGGAUACAUGGGUAAUAUCUGUUGAUGAGAGAGCCAAACAUGACCAGCAGUUCCACAGUCUGACACCCACACCUGCUGGCUUCAUUACAGGUGACCAGGCAAGAAAUUUCUUUCUGCUGUCAGGUUUGCCAGCCCCCAUCCUCGCCCAGAUAUGGGCCCUGGCCGACAUGAACAACGAUGGGAAGAUGGACAUGCAUGAAUUUUCCAUCGCAAUGAAGCUGAUUAAAUUGAAGCUGCAGGGUCACCCCCUCCCUCCUUCACUGCCCACCUCCAUGAAGCAGCCUCCCCUCUCUAUACCCCCACAGCCCCCUUUUGGGAUGCCCAGUAUGGGGGCAAUGCCAGGCCUGCCGGCAGUGCCGCCCAUGCCGCUGCCCCCUCUGCCCCCAGGAGUGCCAGGAGUAGGCGUGUCUCCACCACUGGUAGCAUCAGUGACCCCAGCGGUACCAUCUCUUGCUAACGGAGCGCCCGCUAUGAUGCAACCCAUGGGUGGAUUCUCAGUUCCAGCUUCGUUCAAUCGUUCCAGUAUCAAGCUACAAAAGGGCCCUUCUGUAGAGGCACCAAGUGCUCCGGCUGCUCCUCCACCCACUGACUGGGCCGUGCCUCAAUCCUCGCGGCUCAAGUACCGCCAGCUCUUCAACAGCCAUGAUAAAAUGAUGAAUGGUUAUCUCACAGGUCCACAAGCCAGAACUAUUCUAAUGCAGUCCAGUCUACCACAUGCCCAGCUGGCAACUAUCUGGUACCUGUCAGAUAUAGACCAGGAUGGAAAGUUGACUGCAGAAGAGUUUAUUUUGGCCAUGCACUUAAUUGACAUGGCCAUGUCCAACCUGCCUCUUCCCCCUUUAUUGCCCCCUGACCUCAUACCUCCGACAUUCAGGAGAGUGCGUUCUGGCAGUGGAGUGUCUGUGACCAGUGUACACACGACAGACCCACGGACUCAGGAUGAGCCGGAGGAGGAGGAAAAAGAGGCAGAGAGAAAACUUCCAGUCACAUUCGAGGAUAAGAAACGAGAGAACUUUGAGCGUGGAAACCUGGAGCUGGAGAAACGUCGGCAGGCACUGCUGGAGCAACAGAGGAAAGAGCAGGAGCGACUGGCGGCCCUGGAGAAAGAGGAGCAAGAGAGGAAGGAGAGAGAACGACUGGAGCAUGAGAGACGCAGACAGCAGGAGCUGGACAAACAACUGGAGAGACAGAGAGAGCUGGAGCGACAGAGGGAGGAGGAGAGACGCAAGGAGAUCGAGAGAAGAGAGGCUGCUAAGCGGGAGCUGGAGCGUCAGCGGCAGUUAGAGUGGGAGAGAACACGCAGACAGGAACUGCUCACCCAGAGAAACCGAGAGCAGGAGAACAUCGUCCUGCUCAAAGCACGCAAGAAGACACUUGAGUUUGAACUGGAGGCUCUGAACGAUAAGAAGUCACAGUUGGAGGGUAAACUGCAGGACAUUCGUUUCCGUCUCUCGGCUCAGAGGCACGAGAUCGAGAGCACCAAUAAGAUGCGAGAGCUCCGCAUUUCUGAGAUCACCAGCCUACAACAGCAGCUGCAGGAGUCUCAGCAGUGGUUGAGUCGGUUGAUUCCUGACAAACAGUGUCUGAAUGACCAGCUGAAGCAGGUUCAGCAGAACAGUCUGCACAGAGACUCUCUGUCUAGUCUUCAGAGGGCCAUUGAAAUGAAGGAAUCCACCAAACAGCAGCUGAAAGAACAGCUGGACGCUGUGGAGAAAGAGACGCGCUCCAAACUAUUGGAGAUAGACGCCUUCAACACACAGCUGAAGGAGCUGAGAGAAAUCCACAACAAACAACAGAGGCAGAAACAAAAGGGGCUGGAGGCUGACAUCACCCAGCCAUCACAUGACAGGAAGUCCACAGAAUUGCAAGAGUCUAGGUUGUCAGGGACAGAAGAUGGCAUGUCUCCUGCAUGGAGAGAUGAUGGGCUGGGUAAAGCGCCCACUCCUCCGGUGUCUCAGGCUUGGAGAAGCCAAGUGAGUGAAGCGGAGAACCACAGCAGAGCCGAAGUACAGGAUAACCUCUCCAAACUCCUCCCACAGCAUCCGCAAUCGGGGAAACUCCCGGCUCAGUCGCCCUGGUCUAUGGCAGAUAAGAUUCCAGUGUCUGGCUUUAAUCAGGGUAAGGUAAAGGUGGUCUACUAUAGAGCACUGUAUCCCUUUGACGCCCGCAGUCAUGAUGAGAUCACCAUCCAUCCUGGAGAUAUAGUGAUGGUGGAUGAGUCUCAGACAGGUGAACCUGGAUGGUUAGGAGGAGAGAUUAAAGGGAAGACUGGCUGGUUCCCUGCUAAUUAUGCAGAGAAGAUUCCAGAAUCUGAAGUUCCUCUAAGUUUGAGAGCUAGCGCUGCUUCUAGUCCCAGCCCUAAAUUGGGUUCCCAUGUGUCAUCCGCUUCUUCAUCGACCACAGCCACACCCUUGCAGUCAGUCUCCACAGAGUCUGCGUCGAUAGCCCCGCCCUCCUCAGCCCCGGCCCCUCCAGGCCCCGCCUCCUCCUCUUCCUCAACAUCCAGUAACUGGGCAGAUUUCAGCACUACAUGGCCAACUAAUUCUGCAGUGGAGAAGCAGGACAGUGAUGGAUGGGAUGCAUGGCCGACCCAGCCCACUCAGCCGUCCCUGUCAGUGCCCAGUGGAGGGCAGAUCAGACAACGCUCUGCUUUCACCCCAGCAACACUCUCCGGCUCUUCACCAUCACCUGUGCUCGGCCAGGGUGAAAAGGUGGAGGGUCUGCAGGCGCAGGCUUUGUAUCCAUGGAGAGCUAAGAAAGACAAUCACCUAAACUUUAACAAGAAUGACGUGAUCACCGUCCUGGAGCAGCAGGAUAUGUGGUGGUUUGGGGAGGUGCAAGGGCAGAGAGGAUGGUUCCCCAAAUCUUACGUCAAACUCAUCUCUGGGCCCAUCCGGAAAUCUAUGAGUAUUGAGUCUGGCUCUUCGGACAGCCCCCCCAGUGUUAAGAGACCCAGCCCAUCUCCAAACAAGCCCACAGAUCUCGGAGAAGAGUAUGUGGCCAUGUAUACUUAUGAAAGCAGUGAGCAGGGCGACUUGACCUUCCAGCAAGGUGAUGUCAUCACGGUCACAAAGAAAGAGGGAGAUUGGUGGACCGGCACCGUGGCCGGGAAGACGGGAGUCUUCCCCUCUAAUUACAUCAAACCUAAAGAAUCUGAGGGUUUGGGAUCUGCUGGAAAAACAGGAAGUUUAGGGAGGAAACCAGAGAUUGCCCAGGUGAUUGCUCCUUACACAGCCACUGGGACAGAGCAGCUCACCUUAGCACCUGGCCAGCUCAUUCUCAUUCGCAAGAAAAACCCAGGAGGGUGGUGGGAAGGAGAACUUCAGGCAAGAGGAAAGAAGCGUCAGAUUGGCUGGUUUCCAGCUAAUUAUGUAAAAUUAUUGAGCCCCUGCACCAGUAAGACCACACCCACAGAGCCCAACCCACCAAAGCUGCCAACACCCAAUGCAGUGUGCCAGGUGAUUGGCAUGUAUGAUUACACGGCUCAGAACGAUGAUGAGCUGCCUUUUGGGAAGGGCCAAAUCAUCAAUGUCUUGAGCAGAGAGGAUCCCGAUUGGUGGAAGGGAGAGCUGAAUGGUUCCGUUGGCCUUUUCCCAUCAAACUACGUCAAGCUGACCACUGACUCAGACCCCAGCCAACAAUGGUGUGCCGACCUCCACCUGCUUGACAUGCUGACCCCAGUGGAACGGAAGAGGCAGGGUUACAUACAUGAGCUUAUUGUUACAGAGGAGAACUAUGUCAAUGACCUGCAGCUAGUCACUGAGACGUUCCAGAAGCCUCUGCUGGAGUCAGAAUUGUUGACGGAGAAGGAGGUGGCCAUGAUCUUUGUCAACUGGAAAGAGCUGAUCAUGUGCAACAUUAAACUGCUCAAGGCAUUGCGGGUGAGGAGGAAGAUGUCAGGCGAGCGAAUGCCGGUGAAGAUGAUUGGUGACAUCCUGACGGCUCAGCUUCCUCACAUGCAGCCGUACAUCCGCUUCUGCAGCUGCCAGCUCAACGGCGCCACCCUCAUUCAGCAGAAAACAGACGAGGUGCCCGAAUUCAAAGACUUUGUUAAGAGGUUGGCGAUGGACCCUCGCUGUAAGGGAAUGCCCCUGUCCAGUUUCCUCCUCAAACCCAUGCAGAGAGUCACCCGAUACCCUCUCAUCAUCAAAAACAUUUUAGAGAACACUCCAGAAAGCCACCCGGACCACAGUCACCUGCGGCUGGCUCUGGAGAAGGCUGAAGAGCUGUUCUCGCAAAUCAACGAAGGCGUGCGAGAGAAAGAAAACUCGGACCGGCUGGAGUGGAUCCAGGCACAUGUGCAGUGUGAGGGGCUGUCAGAGCAACUUGUGUUCAACUCGGUUACAAACUGUCUGGGCCCCCGGAAGUUCCUGCACAGUGGAAAACUCUACAAAGCCAAAAGCAACAAGGAGCUUUACGGCUUCCUGUUUAAUGAUUUCCUGCUCCUCACGCAGAUCAUCAAACCUCUGGGCUCGUCUGGAACGGACAAAGUCUUCAGUUCAAAAUCCCACCUGCAGUAUCGCAUGUACAAAACGCCCAUCUUCCUCAAUGAGGUGCUGGUGAAGCUGCCUACGGAUCCCUCAGGAGAUGAACCCAUAUUCCACAUAUCUCACAUCGACAGAGUCUACACUAUACGAGCUGAGAGCAUCAACGAGCGGACGGCUUGGGUGCAGAAGAUCAAAGCUGCUUCUGAGCUCUUCAUCGAAACAGAGAAGAAGAAGAGAGAGAAAGCCUACUUGGUGAGGUCUCAGAGGGCCACUGGCAUUGGGCGGCUAAUGGUGAACAUUGUUGAAGGCAUUGAGUUAAAGCCCUGCCGCUCAAAUGGGAAGAGUAAUCCGUACUGUGAGGUGACGAUGGGCUCUCAGUGUCACCUCACUAAGACGCUGCAGGACACUCUGAACCCGAAGUGGAACUCAAACUGCCUGUUCUUCAUCAAAGACCUGGAGCAGGAUGUGCUGUGUGUCACUGUGUUUGAGAGGGAUCAGUUCUCCCCAGAUGAUUUCUUGGGCAGGACGGAGAUUCGGCUGGCCGACAUCAAGAAGGACCAGGGCUCUAAGGGGCCCAUUACCAAGCGUCUGCUUUUACACGAAGUCCCUACGGGAGAGAUUGAGGUGCGACUGGACCUCCAGCUCUUUGACGACCAGCUCCCUGACCCACGUUGCUUGACCUGACCUUUUGACCACCCCCCCCCCCCCCCCCCAGAUUCCAUAUCCACCACUCCUCCGUAGUGAAAGCCCACCAUCCUGAUAUGACAGUCCCACUCCACCCAGCAUCACGAAUCCCAGAGUGUGAAAGUGUAUAACAUUCUUCAUCAGUGAUCCCGAUUGAUUUUUUUACUGUCCUUGAUAUCUUUUCAAGACAAGUGUGUGAAUGAAAAUGAAUGAUGUACUGUAGAGGGAACUUCUCAGUUCCCUAAUGAUGUGAAGGACGUCUCCGGAUGCGCUAAUGUCCCGAGAACAGUAGUGCACACUGAAACGAUAUUCUUACAGGUUUUCAUUCUAGAAUACACAGAAUCAUUCUAGAAUUCUUGGAGUCUGUCAUUAUGGGUAAAUCUCAUGAAAACUUAUUUGCAUAAUGUAUAAUUCUCAUAACUGUAAUGUGAUUUUUUUAUUUAUAUAUAUAGUUAUGUAUUUAUUCAUCAUGGUAAAAUUGGUUGCACUACUUUUAAUUAUUGCAGGUGUAUAUUUAAAAAAAAAAAAAAAAGUAUUUUAAAAAAUGAGAAUCUAUUGGGAAUCAUAAAAUAUAAUGGUCCUGAUAUAGGUCACAUUUUACUGUAAAAUAUUCUGGGGAUUUUGGUGUGACCUGGACAUUUUUUUGUGAGAUUCACCCUUAUAGUCUUACUGGCUGUUCAAAAUUUUAUUCCAUCCUUUUAGUCAUCAACACUAAAAACUAAAACCAGUCUAGUGUCAAUCAACUCAUUUGUUUUCUGAUUUUACUGAGAGAUAUUUGGUGUCCAUUGAACAGCUGAUUGUACUCCCAGGUGUUUUCGUUUUUCUUUUUGAGGGUCUGUUAAAUGUAGGCAUGUUCAGGGAAAUUUUCAGCAAGUCUUGAAAAGAUGUGGCCACAAAUUCUUCAUGAUAUACACUAAAUGAAUUAUGGGAGGGAAAUGGUUCUAUUUGUUUUUCAGCAUCUUUUGUUUUGUAGCUUUUAUUUAUUUUUAUGUUGUUGAGAAUGGGACACACGGGCCAAUUGAAAUAUUAUAGCGGCAAGGGCGAUCAGAAGAAAAUAAAAUACAACACAUGUAUUUGUCAAAUGUUCCUAAAAGGCCAAAACAAUUGAUGUUGUUCAGUUCCCCAAUGUUCUUAGUUUUAUUGUGAUCCAUCACAAAGUAAGCUAUUUAAUAUAUAGUACUAUAUUUCGGUUUGACACUGCAUUACUAAUGAGUUCAUAGUUUGUUUUUUAUUUAUGAAUGUUAAUUUUUUUUUUUUUAUUGUGCUGUUGUUUAACAUUAGUGAUCAACACUGUAACGUUACGUCAUAUUUGUAAAAAUAAGAGAUAUUCGGAGAUGUUCAUAUUUUGUAACUGUAUUUGCUUUUUUGUUGUUUAUUUGCAUACAACUAGCCAGAUGGUUUAUAAUGUUAAAGGUUUGGCAAGUUUUUAGCAUGUAGAAACAAUGAACCAGUGAGCAGAAGGGAUCAAUCUUCAGCAAUAUCUGCUGCAAAUGUCUUCAGUUCUUCAGAUCUGUCUUAGAAAGAGCCCACUGUUUUUAGAUGGAGGAUGAAAUAAGUUGAAUUUGUGGGGGUCUUAUUUAUUUGUCCUCUGUUAUCACACUACUGAGCUUGAGAAAGGUGCUGUUUCCUUUUGUACUGAAGCGAUGGGGAUCAGUUUUGUUAAAUUUGUGUGUACAUUUUUUUUUGUCUAGAUGCAAUAUAAAUAUUAAUAUUCCACUGCUGUGCUAGUGAGAUGCCAGAGUGAUCAAGGACAACAGCUACCGUGGGGCCAGCAAGUUAUUCCACUGGGGUUUUCUAUGUGUGUAUAUAUGAGAAAGAGUGAUUCUUAGUGCUUCGAAUGCUUUCUUCUGGGUCACUUUCCCCAAACCUCAUCUCAGAGAAUUUUCCAGACAAUGCAAGGGGUUGUGGUCACACAUCUUUUCUUUUUUUUUUUCCUGCUCUUUUUUUUUCCCCCUUCUCUCAUGUCUUAUCACACACACUGUACAUUUUGACCUCACUUCCAUUAUUAUUUGUAUUUACUACUAUAAACAGUAGUAAUAUAUGUCUAUGUUAGAAACUUUGAAUAGAGUAUAAUAUAUUGCAAACUGAGAAGUAAAUAUGUUGAUGACAGCAUAUUGUUAUCCAUGUAGAAGAAGUGUGUUGUCUUAAUGUUGCAAAUAAAAUUCAGUUGUACCUAU
Molecule: messenger RNA, 7986 nt
Organism: Carassius gibelio (silver crucian carp)
Lineage: Eukaryota; Metazoa; Chordata; Actinopteri; Cypriniformes; Cyprinidae
Product: intersectin-1
Exons: 39
Coding region: 605-5809 (1734 amino acids)
Biological process (GO): intracellular signal transduction; endosomal transport; positive regulation of Rho protein signal transduction
Cellular component (GO): intracellular vesicle; presynaptic membrane; cytoplasm
Molecular function (GO): molecular adaptor activity; guanyl-nucleotide exchange factor activity; protein binding
Source: RefSeq, a predicted model, not a curated record